Mollisia scopiformis is the source of this 2501-nucleotide messenger RNA. RefSeq lists its product as uncharacterized. Gene Ontology annotation, cellular component: nucleus. The record is from RefSeq and is a predicted model, not a curated record. Gene Ontology annotation, molecular function: DNA-binding transcription factor activity, RNA polymerase II-specific; sequence-specific DNA binding; zinc ion binding. The transcript has 7 exons. The coding region runs from base 69 to 2351 and encodes 760 amino acids. NCBI's taxonomy places the organism in Eukaryota, Fungi, Ascomycota, Leotiomycetes, Helotiales, Mollisiaceae. Gene Ontology annotation, biological process: positive regulation of transcription by RNA polymerase II; DNA-templated transcription.
AUUGCUUGAAAGAUGGCCUGAAAUACAUCUAUUUCCGGGACUUCGUUCAACACCACUUCCCUCCAGAAAUGUCGGAUGGGCAGCGGUUAGCGACAGGCGGGGAAGGAUUCGAAAAUCAGCACGUUCAUCCAAGUUCAUCCAAGAGACGGAAAAAGGAUGAAGACCGCACUCGAGUGACACGUGCUUGUGAUCGUUGCAAACGGAAAAAGACCCGAUGUACGGGCAAACAACCUUGUACACUCUGUACUCAAGCAAAUCUGAGCUGCGAAUUUACAGCAGCAUACAAUCGUGGCAGGCUUCCGUCGGUGAUACCUGACGAUAAUGUACGAGAAAUUCUUCCAGAGAAGGCAGACACCAGAGGUACAGUCACAGGAUCUCCAGGUCUGCUGACUGAAAAUCAACGGGCACAAUAUGCUGGCAUGGAAUUGCUUCUACAGGCUUCUCUUCCAAAUGCACCUGUGGUUCUCAGCCCCGAGCCUCGCCCAAAUACUCUUGUAGAACCAAUGGCUCAGGUGCUUCCCACUGGUCAACAGAUGAUCGAUUCAAGAAUGCAUUCAUCACGCAACUCUCCUGAGCCUUCACAGACGGAUUUGCAGGGCCAUUAUGUCGGGCCAGCUUCCGGCGUUUCUUUCCUUUUACGGGUGCAAAAGAAACUUCAUCAGAAAGUCUCAUUCUCUCAAAGCUCUAGUAUCUUUACGUUUGGAGAUGCCCCUUUACCGGACUUCAAUCCCUCUUUUUUCAUCCUGCCUUCCCAAAACGACGCCGAAAAGCUUGUCGCACGGUAUUUUGACUUUGCGGUACCGACUCAUCGAUUUCUUCAUCAACCAACAAUUGAAACUUGGUUGCAAGAAUUCUACGAGAAUCUUGGGGUAAUGCGAGGCCGUGGAGCAGGGGAGCGGACGGCUGUCCUUUUCAUGGUGAUGGCACAGGCAAAAGAUUACAUGCCUGAUCAAGCAAGCACCCCAGCCGACACAAGUGCUCGCUAUUUCCAAGCCGCGGAUCAUCAGUUAUCCACGGAAACUGGUGAGAUUCGGCUCACAAGCGUUCAGGCUCGACUUUGCCAAUGCUUCUAUCUGUUGUCGCAAUCCAGAGUUAAUCACUGCUGGAGCCUGUUCGGGACAACUGCUCAUCUGAUUCUUGCUAUUGGUAUACAUCGCAAGCGAAGAGUAGAAACAUCAAACGGAUCUGAUCUUAUUGACUUAGAGUGUCGAAAGCGAGUCUUUUGGUGCGCUUACAGCCUUGACAACUACUUGAGUGCUGCUUUGGGAAGACCAAGGACUUUUCAUGAUGAUGACAUAGAUCAGGACUUCCCAACUUGCGUUAAUGAUGCCGAGUUAACCUCGCAAAAGAUGAUUAGUAACAUAUCAAGAGCUCAGUCAAUCAUGGUGGGCCCUAUAGCGCAUGCAAGGCUAUCUAGAAUUGUCAGUAACAUUCUACGUGACCUAUACGCUAUACGAGCCCCUUCUCCCGAAGCCAGAGUUACCCUUACCGCAAAAUACUCUGCAGAACUAUUGAGCUGGCGAGAAGGUCUGUCCAGAUUCCUUGGUACGGAUGGUGUAGACAGUUCUCUGCUUCUUCCCGUCUAUCAACGUCAACGCAACGUUCUCAACUUGGCUUACCAGCAUGCUCUAAUAUUGGUCCAUCGUCCAUUCCUGCUUAGCAAUUUUGCAAGUCUUAGCGGCAAAAGUUCGAGACAGCGUGGAGCACCAGGCACUCCGGAUAUGGAUAGAAAAGUCUCAGCUUGCUUGGACGCGGCCAUGAAUAUUGUCACUAUUGUUAACGACCUUGCCGAAGGGAAGCAGAUCUUCAGGGCAUUUUGGUUCACUCAAUACUUUGCCUUUUGUGCAGUAGUCGUCUUAUAUGUCUAUACAAUUCAACAACGGAAUUCGCCCAGAGCAAAAUAUCUUGCGUACUUCCAAGCCGCAGCAAAAUGUCAAGCCCAAAUAAGCUCGAUGGCGAUAAAGGAAUCCUUAGCUCAGCGAUAUAGCGUCGUUCUAGAAGAGCUUCGUUUGGAAGCCAUGAAGCAGACAGAACGACUUCACGAAUCCAACGCAAACGUUCCAAGCAAUUCUCUUGACUCUAUCUCGGGGCCUCAGACCACCAACGCCAACGGGACUUCUUUGCAUGACAUUGGUGGCCUUGAUUUCUCAAUACCGAACGAUAUUUGUGGAAGUGAUGGACCCAGCGGUGCCACUCCGUCGAGUCUGAUGGCCGAGCUGACAGAUUGGUCGUCUUUCAAUUCUCUUGUGACAGCGGGGAUGGGUAAUUUGGAUUUCUUAUUUCAAGAUGAUCAAAUUCAGCACUGGGAAAUGAGCACCAUGAAUGAUGUGGGCGGAGUUUUGCUGCCCUGAUGGAACCACACGCGAAUCGAUUUGUGAGAAACACGUGAUUCGUCCCAACUGGUUGGAAGCAUUACCUACUUCAUGCUUAGAGCAAGAAAGCAAAGCAGCUUAUGGCAAAUACGGCUUUACUAAUCUCUGUGAAGAAGAAGCUCCACGUCU